AUGUCAGAUGUAGAAAUAUUAGUAAAUAGUGCUUUAAAUGCAGUAACAACAGAAGAUUGGGCAAAAUGUGGCGAACACUGCAACGAAAUUCAAGAAGACGAUUUGAUUAAGGAAGGUUUAAGAGUCGAAAUUUUGGAGCCUUUAUUAUCACAAUUAAUCCUGACGAUAGUUCUACUGAUGAAGACGAUGAUGAAGAUGAUUAAAAAAUUGCGGGAAAACAGUUGGAGUAGCCCUGAUGAAAAACGGCCACUUGGCGCGCAUCGAUCGCGGCUCACUUUUCGCCUCGCGUACUAUAGUCGUGUUCUUCAAGGUAUAAAUAACGAUGUUUUAUGUACUAAAAACUGCAUUGAAGAUGUUAUUACAAAUUUAGAAAAUAAACGCAAUAAUUGCCAAUCAACAUUUAAAGAGAUAUAUAAAGAAUGUGAAGAGUUAAUGAUUGAAAUGGACAUCGAAGUUAAAUUGCCAAGAUUAUCAAAAAAACAAACCAACCGUGCUAAUCAUCCGUCAAAAACAACAGAAGAAUAUUAUAGAGUUUCUGUUUAUAUACCAUUGAUCGAUAGCAUUAUUGAAGAUUUAAAAUCACGUUUCUUGAGUAAAGAAAAUAAGUUAUUAUUGAAUUUAUGUCUGUUAAUUCCACGAUACAUUGUUGAUACUACUGAUGAAGAUUUGAAAAAAUUAAUUAAAGCUGCCAUAAAAUUAUAUAAUUUUAAUGAAAUAGAACUCACUGAUAAAUUGGAACUACAGACAGAAUUGGAACUAUGGAAAACAAAAUGGCAGGGUGUAAAAAAUGAAGGUCAUAAAGUUUAUCAAGAUGCUUUGUUAUCAAUUGAUAGUUGCAAUGCUAUUAUUUUCCCUAAUGUGCACAAUUUAUUACAGAUUAUCGCUUCUCUGCCUAUUAGUGUAGCUUCUGCCGAACGCAGCUUCUCUACACUUAGAAGGUUAAAAACUUGGCUGAGAUCGAAAAUGGGCCAGGAUAGGCUUACAGGCUUGGCAUUAUUAAACAUACAUAGAGCUAUUGAAGUAAAUGUUGACGAUGUAAUUGAUAGAUUUACAAGUAUUAAAAAGAGAAAUAUGGAUUUUGUUUUGUAA
Molecule: messenger RNA, 1089 nt
Organism: Sipha flava (yellow sugarcane aphid)
Lineage: Eukaryota; Metazoa; Arthropoda; Insecta; Hemiptera; Aphididae
Product: 52 kDa repressor of the inhibitor of the protein kinase-like
Exons: 4
Coding region: 1-1089 (362 amino acids)
Molecular function (GO): protein dimerization activity
Source: RefSeq, a predicted model, not a curated record